AUGGCAGCUCAACUGGCUGCAUUCGUGGGAAAGAGAAUUUUGAAUGAGACUGCGAGGAACAAAUUUGGUCAAGAGGAUCCUUAUUUUGAAGUUGUCCCCGCCUCGCGGCUCGCUCAAGCCUUUGGCAAGAAGACAACCAGACGUCGCAAGGCCAUUCCCCCGGGCUUGUCCGAGAAUGAUGCCAAAAUUCUCAAUCGAGUCAAACGUCGGGCCUAUCGACUCGACUAUGCUCUUUUCAACCUUUGCGGGAUCCGCUUUGGUUGGGGUAGUGUAAUCGGGUUGUUCCCUUUUAUUGGAGACGGCCUGGAUACUGCGCUAGCCAUGAUGGUGGUUCGCGAUUGCCAGAACAUUGAUGGUGGACUUCCACCCCAGCUCUACAGCAGGAUGAUGUUCAACAUUGUCCUUGACUUCCUUAUCGGUUUGGUCCCGUUUGUCGGCGACCUGGCAGAUGCAAUUUAUAAAUGCAACACUCGAAACGCGAUCCUGCUUGAAAAAUAUCUUCGAGACAGGGCAGCCAAGCCAGAUAAAGCCCGGCAGAAUAACGGACAACAAAACCGUCAGGAACCGCGUCCCGUGGAUCCCAGUAUCCCGGAAGAAUUCGACAGAUACGAGGGCAUGCUGGAAAAUCCACAUAUCUACACAGCGGACACGCCCAACAAGGCCGCCGCCGGCCCUUGGUAG
Messenger RNA from Rasamsonia emersonii CBS 393.64, 681 nucleotides. RefSeq lists its product as uncharacterized. The transcript has 4 exons. The coding region runs from base 1 to 681 and encodes 226 amino acids. The record is from RefSeq and is a predicted model, not a curated record. NCBI's taxonomy places the organism in Eukaryota, Fungi, Ascomycota, Eurotiomycetes, Eurotiales, Trichocomaceae.